Messenger RNA from Acanthaster planci (crown-of-thorns starfish), 7140 nucleotides. RefSeq names its product protein transport protein Sec24A-like. Gene Ontology annotation, cellular component: COPII vesicle coat; endoplasmic reticulum exit site. Gene Ontology annotation, molecular function: SNARE binding; zinc ion binding. Gene Ontology annotation, biological process: endoplasmic reticulum to Golgi vesicle-mediated transport; COPII-coated vesicle cargo loading; intracellular protein transport. The record is from RefSeq and is a predicted model, not a curated record. Lineage: Eukaryota; Metazoa; Echinodermata; Asteroidea; Valvatida; Acanthasteridae.
ACUGGGCGAUGACGAUGGGUUUUCCUUCAAUGGCGACCAUCACAUUUGUGGAAUUCGCACUAGGAAGAGUAAAAUUUACGCAAUGUUUUGUACUUUAGUUGGGGUUUUAACGCUGGUUCAUUGACAACUCGACAACUCAUCAGACAUCAAGCUGUUUCAUCAUCAUCAGACAAAAUGGCGAAUCAACCACCACACGCCCAGGGCCAGGCGAUGAAAAUGCCCGGCACUGGCCCACCACAAAAUUUUGCGAGCGGUAUGGGACCGCCAACUUCAAGGCCGCCUUUGCAGCAACCAGGACCACCACCCCCAGGGGGUUACAAUCCUAGAUAUCAGUCUGGAAUUAACCAAGGACUGCCCCCCACUGCCAAUGGUGCUCACUCGGGCAAUCCAUCAACAUAUGGAGGACCGUUCCGUAGCCCCAUGCCCCCAGUAGGUAAUGCCAGAAUGCAGGAUGGUCCCCCGGCUGGUGCCCUGCCUCCUCAAUUGAGCGGGGCAUAUGCACCAAGACCGAUGGCACCACCAACAAUGCCGAACUCGAACCAGGUAGGACCCCCACCCACAUCCAGAGGAGCACCCUCAAGUGACUUCUCCGCACACCCAGGAGUGAACAGUCCAUAUGCAAAACCAGGGGAAACUCCUCCCAUACACGGCACGGGCAACCCGCCCUCAUCACUACCCCUACAAAACCAGUACUCUGGCACCCAGCAAGUGAACUCCUUUCCCGGACAGUCGGGUCCCCCUUCAAGGACCAGCUUCUCCGGUCUCCCGACAGGAGCAACUUCUGGAUCUGCCCCUGGGCCAUCUGUGCCCAGGCCCGCAUCAACUGGCCCCGGGCCCUAUGGUCGACAGCCACCACAAGCUGCAACUCCUGGUUCAGUGGAUUCUCCAUCAACUCCCGAUGUGCCAGGGAUGGAGAGAAGUUUAAAUUCCUCAGGGGAGGGCCUACAGGUACCGAAGUACCCCUCCAUGAUACGGUCGCCCUCCACGGGAUCAUUGGGCUCGCUGCCGAUGCCCAAAUUUCAUCUGCAGUCAGCCUCCCCAACCGCCGAGCUGGCAAGCAAUUCGCCAGGGGAUUCAGGUCCACCUUCUGCAAGGUCAUCUGCAGCGCCCUCACCAGUUCCCUCACAGAGAUACGAUGCCUUGGAAGGUGGAACACCAUACACUCCCAAUUAUCAUCAAGGCCCUCCAACACCAGGAAGUCAAUACGGAGGGGCGCAGCUACCCUUUUCUCCUCUGGCAGGUCCUCCAAGGGCCGGAAUCCCAUCAGGUGGACACCCGCUAGCCCCCCAAAUGGGUGGUCCCCCAACAGGUGGCCCCCCAGGAGGUGGUCCCCCAACAGGUGGCCCCUCAAUGGGUGGUCCCCCAACAGGUGGCCCCCCAGUAGGUGGUCCCCCAACAAGUCGUUCCCCAGUGGUUGGUCCCCCAACAAGUCGUCCCCCAGUAGGUGGUCCCCCAAUGAGUGGUCCCCAAAUGGGCAGUCUACAGCGGAGUGGUAUUCCAACUACUGGCCCACCAACCAGUAGUCCCCUAGGGGGUGGUCCCCCAACCAGUGGUCCCCCAGUGGGUGAACAACACCCUCCUGCUUCUGCAGGGAUCACCGGUCCGAGGCAGUACCCACAGCAAAGCGGGUACACGCACCCGCCCCAGCCAGGCCAGUACCAGCAGCCGUCCACCUUUGCGGGGCAGGUUGGUAUGGCCCAACCAAAGCCGCCCUUACAGGGCAUGGGCAAGCCCAUGCAGCAGAUGGGGGUCAUGCCACAGCCGAAUGGGGGUCAAGCACAGAUGGCUACAAACAGCAUAAUGCAGCAACCGGGCCCGCAGCCGAGCAUGAAUAGCCUCAGUGCGUCCAUGAAUAAUCUAAGGGUCCAGCAGGGUGAGACCAUGCCCAUCAACCUACUGCAGCAGAGGCACAUUGUGGAGCCCACGCCAGUGGAGCCACCCAAGACUAGACUGAACCCGGAGUACAGCAAGUUGCAGGUCGACCCGGACAUCUUCCGUUCCACACUGAACGCUCUUCCCCAGACCCAAAGCCUGCUGCAGAAGUCACGACUGCCAUUAGGACUCAUCAUACAUCCCUUCCGGGACCUUUCACAUUUGCCUGUGAUCCAGUCCAGUGUCAUCGUGAGAUGUCGCUCGUGUCGCACCUAUAUCAACCCCUUUGUCACCAUUAUUGAGCAGCGACGUUGGAAGUGCAACCUCUGCUAUAGGAUAAACGAACUACCAGAGGAGUUCACCUAUGACCCAGUUUCUAAGACCUAUGGCGCUCCGGAGAGGAGGCCGGAAAUCAAGUCCUCUACCAUUGAGUUCAUUGCACCCUCAGAGUACAUGUUGAGGCCCCCACAGCCGGCCGUCUACCUCUUUGUCAUCGACGUCUCCUUCAGCGCCGUGGAGUCGGGCUACCUGUCGGUGGCCUGCCAGGGCCUCCUUGACUGCCUGGAGCGCAUGCCCGGCGACGCGCGCACCAUGAUCGGCUUCAUCACGUUUGACAGCACCUUGCACUUCUACAGUCUGCAGGAGGGCUUGUCUCGGCCCCAGAUGCUGGUGGUGUCGGACAUCGACGAUAUCUUUCUUCCCUGCCCCAAUGACUUGCUGGUGAAUGUCCACGAAAACAAAGAGUUGGUGCAAGAGCUCCUCAACCAGCUGCCAUCCAUGUUUGCCGGCAACAAAAUCACGCAGACAGCACUGGGACCAGCGCUGCAAGCAGCUCUCAAACUCAUGAGUCCGACCGGAGGGCGUGUCACCGUUUUCCAGUCGGGGCUACCAUCCCUAGGCCAGGGAGCACUCAAAUCCAGGGAGGAUCCGAACCAAAGAGCUUCAUCCAAGAGUGUUGCCAAUCUGGGACCGGCAGUAGACUUCUACAAGAAGCUGUCCCUGGACUUCUCGGCCCAGCAGAUUGCCUGCGACAUGUUCCUCUUCAGCACCCAGUAUACUGAUGUGGCCACCUUAGCCGGAGUGGCCAAGUUUUCUGGUGGCAGUCUCUGCUAUUACCCAGGAUUCCACAGCACUCAGAACCUCGUGGAAGUGGAGCGGUUCACCAACGACUUCCAGCGAUACCUCACAAGGAAGAUCGGCUUUGAGGCCGUCAUGAGAGUAAGAUGCACAAAAGGCCUGAGCAUUCACACAUUCCACGGCAACUUCUUUGUGCGGUCGACGGACCUCCUGUCAUUACCCAACAUCAACCCGGACGCUGGCUUUGCCAUGCAGGUCAGCAUAGAGGAGUCGCUCCAUGAUUCGCCGGUGGCUGCAUUCCAGGCUGCUCUCCUCUACACAAGCAGCAAAGGGGAAAGGCGGAUCCGUGUUCACACCAUGUGCCUGCCAGUGACCAAUCAGCUGUCAGAGAUCAUGGCGGGGGCAGACCAGCAGGCCAUCAUAGCCUUGCUCACAAGAAUGGCUGUGGACAAAUCGCUGACGUCGACGAUGUCCGAUGCCCGUGAUGCACUUGUCAACGUGUGUGUAGACUCCCUCUCAGCGUUCAAGGCUACGUUACCCAGCGGGCAGACUGUCGGCACACUCAUGUGUCCCAAGUCACUACGCAUGCUGCCCCUGUACACACUGGCCGCUCUGAAAAACAAUGCCUUCCGUCUGGGGACCAGUACCAGGCUUGAUGAGCGGGUGUACUCCAUGGAGAUGUUUAAGUGCCAGCCCUUGCAUUACGUCAUGCUGAAGUUACACCCCAACCUGUACCCUGUACACGGCAUGUCUGAUGAGGGCUCCAUCCUGGUCAAUGACCAGUCAGUCCCCCAGCCACCCUUGCUUGGCCUGUCCUCAGAGUAUGUCAGUCGCAACGGUGCCUACCUGAUGGAUUGUGGUGACGCCUUGUAUCUCUUCAUCAAUCGGGAUGUGUCCAUAGCCUUCUGUAUGGAGGUCCUGGACGUGCCCAACUUUCGUUCCAUUCCCGAGGGCAUGACGGAGUUACCAGAGCUCGCAAACCCUGCCUCCGAGAGACUGCGGACGUUCAUCCUGUGGCUUCUAGACAAGCGGGCCUACGCUGCACCCCUGCAUAUCAUAAGGGAGGACAGCAAAAAGCGAGUGCUUUUCUUGCGGCACCUGGUUCAGGACCGGUCAGAGUCAUCGAUGUCAUAUUAUGAGUUCCUCCAACACCUCCAGAAGGAGAUCAAGUAGAGCGAGGAAGCCUUCCACCGUGCCUGGAGACAGGCUGUCCUCGAUUUUGCUGUGAUGUAGGGGGGGUCCUCAAUGGCCUGGCGGUGAGGGAGGGCGGAAUUGUCACAUCUGACUUGUUAAAAGUGCCCUUCCCCCUGCCCCAACACUCUGAGGUGUCAGUCACAGUGAGUGAAAAUGUUGCAAAAAUGUCGGGUAAAUAAGGCUUGAAGGCUUUGGCCGAUUCACUUCCUGGAAAUAAGGAGACAAACGGCUUCAGUGAAUCUGCAUGGUUGAUUGGGGUGGCAGAACGCCAGCAAGUUAUUUGGAUGCAAAUUAAAAUCUGACAGAAUGUGAUUCCCCCUUCCCCAGUGAAUCUGCAUGGUUGAUUGGGGUGGCAGAACGCCAGCAAGUUAUUUGGAUGCAAAUUAAAAUCUGACAGAAUGUGAUUCCCCUUCCCCUUCCACUUUCCUUAGAGAUUGGGAAUGUCUUCACUGACUCUGAACACAAAUGAAAUAAUAUAAUGUUUCGACGGCCUUACUCAGAUUUAAACAUGAAUAUUCAUUUGCACAGUUGGCUGACUGUUUUAAGCACGUUGGUGGAGGCAAAUGUGUACACGCACAACUUGUUUGGUUCAUCGCCGGUGCCACAGACAGAAAAGAAGCUCAGACACAAACUAUAAACAGGCUUCUACAGAGGAGAUAUGCAAGGGAAAGUAGGAGUAGUGUCUGGACGAGAAAUGUUGCACUUCAUAUGAAAUGACUUGGAAUCCUCUACGUAUACAUGGAGUCGGUACCCAAGUCUGGUAGAGUAAGGCCUCUUCUCCUGCUGUCCAAAGUCAGCAGGAGAACAGAAUUACCUCCCCAGCCCAUGUGGUUUUCCUCUCAUUCUGCACCACAUAAUCCACUUUAAAUUGGAGUAUCAUUUUCUGGUACAUGAGAGUCAGUGCGCUUGAAAUUCUGAAAAAAAAAUCUGCUCUCGGUUAUUUUUCUUCCACGCAGCAGGCCUGCAAUAAAUAGAAAGAUCUCCGCAAGCAGAGUUAUUCAUUUAAUUGAAUGCCAGUGCAAAAUCUCUACCUGUGCUUGAAAUCAAUCAAAAUCGAAGUGCAAAAAUUUGCCAAAUUGGUUGAAUCUGCAGACUCGUCCAUUUCAAAAUAUCAUUUUGUUGUCGCAAGAUUUUCACAUGAAAAUCAUCAUAUAAACAAAGCUAGAAAUAUAGUAUAGCAUACCUUCCUCUAAAACUCCAUGUGCAGUGAUUCGGGUACGGCAAUUUGUGUGCUGUGGAGCCUGAGGAGUUUUACAAACAGCAUUUCAUCAAGGACAGAUCCAAAAAUCCAACCUUUGAAGGCUAAACUUGCUUUACAGAGGGACCCAAAAUGUGGAGGUCUGGUUUUUUAACCUUUUAUGACCUCACUGAGAGGUGAGGGUACAUGUGUUUAUUUUUUUGGGCUUUUUGUGUGUUUGUUUGGUAUGCAUCUGGAAGAAAAGGAAAUGAAAUGCAUGGCCUUUUUCGGGGCGGGGGGCAAUGGCCCCGUUUGCUGUCCCCCCCCGUCCGCCCUUGGGUGCCAUUGCCUGACUUUUGAAGUUGAAUGAAUGUUAAGUGCUCCAGCCCUAUAGAACUGAUAUUGGUGGUCUCCAUCAUUCAGAAAUCCCUCUUAAGAAUUGUGUCAUCAGUCAGUCCGAAGCUAGAAGAACAUGAAAAGACUUUAUCUGAUGUAAGAUGAUCUUCCCAAGGUGAUCAUUUCGCUUGCAGUUGUUGGCUAUGCUGCCCGCUGUGUUCAGACUUUCUGAAUGUGUUCACUCAGUGCCAUUGGUUAUUUACUGUAUGCUUUCAAAGAUUUGCCAGAAGGAAAGAGGUGUCCCCGCCCCCGGAUCAUGCCCCGAAAGACAACAGUUUUCUUAAUACGUACAACUAUAUAUUCAAAUCUUUCGGUGUAUUAUAUGUGCAUUUCGUGAUAUAUACUACUCAAAAAAUGUUAACGACCACUUUUUUCGUAACUUGUAAUUUUUCUCCAAGCAAUGAGUAGGGUCUAGUUCUUUCAUCUUUUGUUGUCUAGAUGGUGUUCUCACUGGAAUAAAAAAAUAAAACAUUGUUUCAAAACAUCAAAUGCUCAUUUUCUGCAGUGAAAUAUCUCAUUAAAAAGUAUACACAAAAUAAAAAGUGGUCCUUAACUUUUUUGAAUCGUGUACAAUUCUUGCAGCUACUGGCGUCUCGCACACAAAAGAUUAAUGCUUGGGGAGUAAAGUGACUUGGUUGUCCGAUUGUUUUGUGAGCUUCGUUUCUGUAAAGGUACCUCUAUUCUGAUUUGGGAAAUUUUUGUUUUCAUUUUCAACUCGGUCUUAAAGUUUACUGAUAAUGUAUAUGUGCAAUUGUCUCAAAUUGUUGGCAAAGAAUUCCUGCGCAGUUUCUUCGCAUAAGGCACACCGUAGUUCGUAAACAUUACUGAUUUGGACCCUGAGAAAUUAGUCUAUUGAGUACUUUGAAGCACGGUGGUUGCAACAUCAAAAAAAUGACAUAACAAUGUAUGUGUUUUACGGUUAGUUCAGUGGAAACUUAAGUUUUGUUACAGUUUGUCAGAGAUUGUAAAAUUACUUUUGCAAUACCAACCAACUAUUGUAGGGGGAGAAAGAUUAUUUAUUAAAGCAUGACAUCUGAUGUACUGUAAUUAUCGAUAUGGCUUUGGCACGUAUUACGGUACAAUAUUGACACACUGGUAACUAACUACCCACAUUUAUGCGUACUUGCGACGUGUAAAAUUUGUGCAAGUUUUUACAUAGUCCGUGCAGCCUACACAUUCGCCUUUGUAACGCAGUCUUAACAAUGUAGCACACCUUUGUUCAGUGAAAAUCAGACUUGAAGCUUACCAAUUGAAUUUUGCAUUUGUGGCACCCAUUUAUGGGUGGUUUUCCCCCCCAAAAAGUCCAGGCAGCUUUGGGGUUAAUUGAGAUAACUUAAGCAUGAUAAUGUUUUAAUUAUGUAUUACCUAUAUCAUUGUCAACAUGAGUUCGGUGAAUAAAAUCAACUUGACUAUGAAUAUGUAGA